This is a messenger RNA of Symbiodinium necroappetens, 1194 nucleotides long. The record is from the annotation of a GenBank genome assembly. NCBI's taxonomy places the organism in Eukaryota, Dinophyceae, Suessiales, Symbiodiniaceae.
AUGAGAACUUCCAAUCACCAGGUGGAUGGGGAGGGCUGCAGCUGGCGCCAGACCUUCACGGAUGCCGCGGGCCGUAUGCACUGGGACCACGUCUUCGUCACCGAGCUGCUUUCCAACAGCAGCUACCGCCCGGUGCACGAUUUCAUCAUGGGGGCGGAGUAUACGGCAGUGGCCAGGGUCCGACGAGCCCUGGCGGAGGUGCCGAAGCGCUACCUCAAAUGUCUCAAGACCGACUGUCUGGUGAUGCAGGACGUGCCAAAGAAGCACCGCUCCGCCAUCGAGCGGCUGCUGCGCCUGUCGCAUCGGGACGGCACGCCCGUCUAUCGCUGCGAGCCGACGGAAGGCCUGCGGGGCCAGUACCGGGAGCCUCGCAUGGAGGCCCUGCGGGAGCUCGGGGACACCGUGCACAUCAUCACGAAGACCCACGCCGCCGUCCAGAAUGUGGGGCUCGGGGCGCAGACGGCGGAUCACUGGGUGCGCCGCAACGUUCGCAGCGGCCGCUGCAGCGCCACCUGGCUGGUCAUCGAAGAGCUCACUCAGUUAGAUACUCCUCUGUGGGCUGAUAUAGCCUGCCUGAGCAUGAACACCUCCAUGCGCUUCUUGUUGCUCGGAGACUUCCGGCAGCUUCCCGCCGUCCUAGAUUCCUUCGCAGGGGCGGAGGUGUGCAGGGAGCUGAAAGACAGCCAAUUGCUGCACGACCUGGCCGGCGGCUGGUGCCACGAACUGUCGGAGCGCUGGCGCUUCGACGAGGGGGUCUUCUCCUUCCUUCAGUGGCUGAGAGUGGACGAGGCAGAGCAGGUGCCUCUGCGCGAAGCCGUGCAGAUGGCCCGGCAGCGCUUCCCGCGGAGGGGCGAGCCGGAGGUCUGCCUGGUCAUCUCCCACGCCAAGCGACUGCAGAUCAACGAGCGAGAGAAUCGCAGGAGAGCGCCGGAGGAUGCGCUGCUGGUGGAGUACGCCGGGCCGGAGACGGCGGGCACCAAUGCGCCCCAAACCAUGAGGGUGUGGCCGGGCCUGCGGCUCGUGGGCGCCGGCGGCAAAGUGCAGAAGGGCGUCUUCGUCACCGUCAGUGAAGUGGGAGAGCGAGUGUCGCUGGAAAGCGGGCAGAGCUUCGAGCCCCGGGAGCUGCUGAAGCACACCCGCCUUUGCAGCGCCAUCACCUACGCUUCCGUGCAGGGCCUGACCCUCCGGGGCCGG